AUGCUCUAUGGCCUUGAGCGGACAGAUGUUCGUUUGAGGAUUCCUGCAAACACCAAGAAACAUUAUGAAGCUCCUCAGAUAGUAAAGAUCUUGAGUCACGGAAACAACUCUGUAAUAUCGCCAGUCAUCCUUCCUUCCUUUAUCAGCUUAAUGUCAUUCUGCCAUGGUCACGGGCUGUCAUUUCUCCUCCGACCUUAACGAGGUUCUGGUAUCGAGGAGCUUAUCAUGUUUUCAACGGCUUUGAGGGGGCAGUACGGUUAAAAGCGUUAUUAUUAGUUGAUGUCCACCCUUUUUCUUAAGUAUCUAGCCAAGAUUCCAUUCAAUCCAAAAAUGACUCAAUUAAGUUACGGUCCUUAAUUUAAUAAUUAUUUAUCAACUUUUCAACGAUUUUCAAAUGUUUUUAAUGUAUAAAAUUUAGGGAGGGACUAGCCUGCGUAGCUGGCGGUAUUGUCUCUGUGGACCAUUUAAGUUUUGGCGGCGGAGCCGUGAUCCAAAAAAGGGAUUGGGGACAAGGCGUUUGAAUUUCUCGCGGCUUACGCCGCUCGUGGCGGCUUCGCCGCCAGAUCUUACUCGACUACUACACAAUACCGCCAGCUACGCAGGCUAGGAAGGAAGAUGUUUAAAAUUUGGAAAAAAUGGGAAAAUAAAUUAUUGGAUUUGGAGGUUGUUAAAAAUUAAAAUAUGAAGUGAACAAUUUGUAGGCAAUUACCAGAUAGUCUACCACCAGAACAAGGUGCCUCUGAUCCCUUCAGCGGACUAACUGCACUGGCUUAUGUGUAUUCCUUUUCAACCCUAAUUUAUUUUCUUCCCAAAUCAACAUCAUUUCCCCAAAAAACCAACCGUAAUGCCCCCUUAACUUCGCUAUUCUUGAAAUUGGAAUCAAGGUCCUUCUUUCCUACACCACGUUUGGUUGUUUAAUUUGUUUUGUUUUUCAGAAGAAGGCAAGGACACCACUGGGCCAAUAUAUCAACUCAGAAUCUGGAGUCAUGCUCACCCCCUUAAAGAAAGCUGAUAACAGUUAAGACCCGCGAGGCGUGAAGGCCCUUAAAUUAAGGAUACAUUCUUUUCAUGCAAAGCUGCCAUAACUACGCUAAGGGGACAAAAUACAGUACACAAUAGAUGUAUAUGGAGCUGAAUAAAUACGAUUGCUCUUUGGUUAGUGUUUCGUACAUCAUCUCUCCUCUCACUUUUUGUGUUAACUGACACCCAUUGAUUUUCACUUGUUAAAUAACUUACAUUGAAACCCCUACAAAACGGACACCUUCGGGACCUUCCCAAGUGUCCGCUUAAUAGAAGUUUGUAAAAAUAGCGCAUAGCAGCGUAUAGCUUUAUAGUAUUUUUAUGUUCUCCGCUUUUUUAGUUAUUUUUGUGUUCGCGCCAUUAGUGCUGUUUUUUGGUUCAUUAGUUUUUCAUUGUCCGCGUAGCUUUGUCCUUCGUGUUAGGGUUUUUCUUCAUAUCGUACAUUUAGCUUUUAUUGUAAUUUUCGCGUCAGGUCUUCGCUAGUUGCGCUUGGUCCAGUUUACAGUUUAGUGUUUGGGUCUUUGCUCGUCCUAGUAUUUCGUCCUUAUCUCGCUAUAGUUUUUUAUCGCUAUACUUCACAUCGCUUCGGUUCGCUUGUUUCCCUCCACCAGUUGUAAAGGUCCUGAAAUAAAGUUUGUGUGUUGAAAACUAUAGCGCGUAAAGGCUGCGACUAUAUUCGUAAAGACGAGAGUUGUUGGACUUUGGACGAUAUGUCAUGUGGUUCAGGAGGCCUAUUUGUCGUGUUCCGCCGGGAAAAAUGGUGUUCGUCGUUCAACUACCCGUUCGCGGAAGCCUAAUUCUUCGCUUGAUCGAGAAGCAGUUGCAAUGGAAAGGAUCCAAGAACUUAGAAAGAGAAGGGGCGGAGUGCUCUCUGCCUUGACGGCUAAGCGUAAAGAAAUUGACAGCUUAUUAACGGAUGAGAAUAAUGUUGAAGCAGUCAAGGUGAAACUGACGGAGAUCACUUCUCUUUUUCAAAGAUCUACAGAUGCACACGAGGACUAUAAUGCUGCCCUAAUCGAUGAGAGCCAAAGACAGGAAUCAGUAGUUUACUUCGCUGACAUUGAGUCGAGUUUGAAUUUCUUCUGUCAAACUGCGUGUAACGGAGAUCCGGAUUCAAGAACUUGAUGUUACUCCCGAUGACAGUGUCUCACAACUUGCUAUCAGGAACAGGAAACGAUCCGGAUGUGGUUCUGCGUACAGCCGAUCUUCUCGAGCUAGUUCCAUUUCUGUUGCAAGGACAAAAGAAUCUGCGAGAAUUGCUGAGCUACAAGCCGAAGUACAUGCCCCAAAGCAGCGUCAGCUUAUUCACGAGACUGAAUUACGGCUCAAAAAGCAAGAACUUGAACUGCAGUUUAAAAAGGAUCAAUUAAAUCUUGAAACGGAAUUCAAGAAAGCAGUGCCAGGGAAAGCGCAUAUGCUAAAGCUGAUUCUGAAAGGAACACGCGUGUCGCGUCCUCCUCGCUCACCUUUCGCGUUCCUCGCGUGGAUCUGCGCGCGGCGACUAUUUCUGAUGGUUUUUUUCUGAAGAUUUAAAGCAGGAACCAUCUCCGGUCUUCCAUGAUGCCAAUUUCAGACCUGAAGAACGCAAGACUAAACACAAGGUUCCACGUCAGUCCAGUUCAGACUCUGAUGAGCAGUCUGCCCUUAUUGACCAAGCCUUUCAAAUCCUCGAACAGCAGAAUCGUGUCAUGGAGGAGUUUGUGAUCAGCAGCAGAAAAACACACUAG
This is a messenger RNA of Porites lobata, 2747 nucleotides long. Lineage: Eukaryota; Metazoa; Cnidaria; Anthozoa; Scleractinia; Poritidae. The record is from the annotation of a GenBank genome assembly.